Messenger RNA from Alligator sinensis (Chinese alligator), 1784 nucleotides. RefSeq names its product transmembrane protein 68-like. Gene Ontology annotation, cellular component: membrane. Lineage: Eukaryota; Metazoa; Chordata; Crocodylia; Alligatoridae. The record is from RefSeq and is a predicted model, not a curated record. Gene Ontology annotation, molecular function: acyltransferase activity. Bases 382 to 1329 code for a protein of 315 amino acids. The transcript has 7 exons.
AGGCCGGUGUGUGACAGACCGGCUGUGCCCUCAAGGGCUGGGGCCUCUUGGAGCCGCUCCUGCUCCUCCUGCCAGGCCGGCUCCGGGGGAGGCGCGCGUGGAGGGGACAGCGAGCCUGUGCGCGCUGUGCUGGACGUGUGUGUAACCAACGGGAGGUGGCUGCGAGACCUGCGCAUGGCUCGCCGGCUCCCCCUGUAGCGCUGAGUGGGGACUGCCCGAGUGGGAGCUAGAGACUCGAGCGGUAUUUUGGAUUCGACAGUACUCGGUUGCACUUCUGUGACGGGGAUUGGAGAGACGACCUUUCAUCUUUUGGUCCCUUUCUCCUGCUCCCGCUAGGAGGGAACAAGAAGAACAGGAUUCUGGUCUGCAGGGGAGAUACCAAUGACCUAUAUAAGCUCCCUUUCUUACACAUCAGAAAAAUGGAAUGACAUGGAGUACCUGAUGAAAUACCUUAAUUAUGGGGUCACCACAGUGGUGGUGGCUUCAAUAUUAGCCUUUUGUUUAACUCCUGUUAUGGUCUUAUUCUGUAAAUGCUUCAGUUUACUUUAUAUUACAAUUUAUCACAGGAGUUCUAAGCUAAAAACAAAUUGUUCUGAUGAUUUCUGGCAUGAUGCAAGGCAAACUUUGGCAUACUUUUGGGAUUUGUAUGCAAGAAUAUGGUAUGGGUAUGAGCUUCAUGGUUUGAAAAAUAUACCAGAAGGACCAGCUCUUCUUAUUUAUUACCAUGCAGCCAUUCCUAGCGAUCUCAUGUUCUUUCUAGCUAGGUACUUUAUCUUGAAACGCCGGCUGUGUAGCUCUGUAACCGAUCAUAUGGUCCAUAAAAUACCAGGGCUUAAAACAUGUUUAGAAUCUCUUAAGUUUCUUCAUGGUACAAGGGAAGAAUGUAUGAAUGCACUGAAAAAUGGUGAACUAGUGUGUAUUGCACCAGGUAGUGCUCGAGAAGCAUUGUUCAGUGAUGAAACUUACAAACUUGUAUGGUGUAAUCGUAAAGGCUUUGCUCACCUGGCUAUAGAUGCAAAAGUGCCCAUCAUUCCAAUGUAUACUGAAAAUGUUCGGGAAGCAAGUAGAAUGCUUAAAGAAAGGAAAUUAAUUAGGUGGCUAUAUGACACUCAUCGAGUGCUAAUAGUCACACCACAUGGAGGACUUCCAGUCAAACUUCGCACGCACAUUGGAGAACCCAUUCCAUAUGAUCCAAAUAUAACUGCCGAGGAACUAGCUGAGAAGACAAAGACUGCACUCCAGAAUUUGAUACAAAGACACCAACAAAUACCAGGAAGCAUGUGGAAGGCUUUAUUGGCAUGUUUCGAUAAACCACAAAAAGAUGAUUAGAAAAUAUCAUCUCUUUAUGGACUCAUUAAGUAUAAAAUACAACAUUACAUGUACUUCAAUAAGCAAUCCUCUGAAAAUGCAUGGUAAAUUCUAUAGAAAUGGUUGCUAGUAGAUUAUCAUUGAUAUUGCAUAUAUAAUUUACUGGUUUCUGUAUAACUGGAAAUGGUUUGAUGUUGUAAAGGCUCCAUUCUGCAGUGUUUACCCAAGCAAGAUUCCUGAUGAUUUCAGUGGAUGGGGAGAUAAUGCAAAAAGAUGCAUUUUUGCCAAGGUAGUGAACCAAAAGCAAAGAGGGUUUGGUUCUUAGUGGUUACUUUUAUAACCCAACCUUGAUUUUUUUUUUUUUUUUUUUUUUUUUUUUUUUUUUCUUAGAUAGAUAUAGAAAGGCAUUCCCUUCCAUUUCCCAACUAUUUCUGACUUUUUCUCUCCCUCUCUAUUCCCUAUAAUUAUGAGUAAGC